AGUAUACACUCGAUAGAGGCCCCUUUCCAUAGACGAGCUGUCGACGAGAGCUGACACAUUUGCAACAACUUGUCAUACAAGUCCGCGGCACGUUGUUUAGAAGCGCGUACUGAUGCAGCGACGUGCAGUCACGGCGAUGGGCACUCGCUCAGUGCCCCCACCGCCUCCAGUAGCCUGCACCGUGGAUACCGGCUCUGAAUGGGCGCAAGCAGAAUUGAGCACAUACUUCAAAAGCCAUCCAGAGAAGCUUACACUGUUGCUUGAUCGAAUCUGUGUCCUGUUGCGAAACUGCUCGAAUGGCGACAUGGCCCCUUUUAUUACUGAGAUGGACACAAUGAUCGAGACUUUGAAUGAGGACAUCGACGAGGAGCGGCGCGGCGUGGCGGGGCGCACCUCCCGCAUGGCCGACUACUCGGACGUCACAAACGACUUCCUACACUUCUUCCUGGACGGCGUGAUGGACGCAAUGGAGAAGGAGCAGUCAGGGCUCGGGACGGGGGCGGGGGCGGGCGGGCCGGCGCUGCAGCCCAGCCGUCGCGUGAGCGCGCCCAUGGGCGGGAGCCUGCGUGCCAGCUCCGCCGCGCCGGCAUCAGCAGGCGGCGGCAGCGGCCGGUUCGCCUCGGCCCGGCGGUCGCAGCAGUAGAGCACAACCACGCGUUGUGCAUUGCGUGCAGAAAAUAGUAUCGUGGUAGAGAGCCGGUGUCGUGUGAGGGCGAGGCGUCUUUUAUUUGGUAAAGGUUAGCGUGUGUAGGCAGGUCUGCGUGCGUGCUGCCGGAAAUCGUUUGUAUGGCGGAGCGCGCACACAAGCUUUGGUAGGCGAGAAUACUUGCUAAGACUCCCGACGUUCUCCAUUCAUCCUGACACUGUGUUUUUGUGACGCUGGUGCCCGGACCACACAUGAGUAAACUUGGCUUGUUGACUGAUGGGCAUGUGAGCCCAGUCUGUUGCUGUUUCGCUUGCGUUUGCUGGUUUGCUUCAGUGCAUGUGCAUAGGCCCCCAGAUAGGCACGGAUGUUGUGCCCUUCAUCUGCAUCUACGACUCCUGCGGCUUAAUGACGAUUGGGGCCGCAGCACUGCAGCUGUAGGUGGUGAAGGCGCGAGUCCCCCGGGCCGCUCAGGCGCUCAAGAUACUCGAGGCUGUCGGCGUGGGGUUUGGUGGUGAGGCAAGGGGCGGGACGUUAACGCCCCCGAAUGGGUGUAUGUGACGCGAGUUCCGGCAGUUUAAGGAAGGCAGUCAAGGCGCCUAUGGCAUCUGAGGGCGUCAUCGGUAGCAUGACUGGUACACACGGGUCGACAGCGGACCGAGUACUGCAUUGCGGUGGAAUGGUGGAUGCACUGCCUCGCUGGCAGACCUGCAGAUGUUGCGGGAGCGCUGUUUCAAGUGCCGUUUGCCCGGCCACGAACCCAAUCAACCCAUGCAGCAGGGUGCGCUGCGGCGUGUGGGCGUGGCCCCAAGUGGUUGACCAGGGACAACCGCGGGUGCAUGCAGGCAGGGUGACCAGCUCGCCCAUAUAUUUCGUAAUCUGUGAUCAAGUAUGGCAGUAGGCUUGUGAAUUCGUCCAUGCAGUCUGUAGAAGAAUAGACGGUUGGCCCAGUGUGCGGUUCGAUUUGUGGAGGUUCAGGCGAAGGAUUAGCGCGAGGAUUCAGACGAGACAUGGCGUGUGCAGGUCGUCCCUCUGUUAAACGCAUGGUAAUCUGCGGCGGCCGUGUAUCGGUCUGGGCUAGAGUUAGACCACAGCUGUAAGAACAUGUGCGC
Messenger RNA from Chlamydomonas reinhardtii, 1755 nucleotides. RefSeq lists its product as uncharacterized. The coding region runs from base 305 to 643 and encodes 112 amino acids. The record is from RefSeq and is a predicted model, not a curated record. Lineage: Eukaryota; Viridiplantae; Chlorophyta; Chlorophyceae; Chlamydomonadales; Chlamydomonadaceae. The transcript is spliced from 3 exons.